UGGAAAUGACGCCCGCGCGGGUCCCCAGUCGCGUCCUUUUGAAGGACGCCCGCCUGGACCCGCGGCGCCGGCUGCGAAGCAUUGUCCCGCGUCCUGAGCCCUAACAAAGCGUCCCCCUCGGCUUUGCAGAGCACCGGAGGCGGGCGGCCGGCGGCGCGGGCGCAACGGAGAGGCCGCCAGAAGGUGAGCGCCGUGGGCUAUGGGAUGGAUGAGGUGGAGCAGGACCAGCAUGAGGCUCGACUCAAGGAGCUGUUUGACAGUUUUGAUACAACGGGCACCGGGUCCUUGGGACAGGAGGAACUCACCGACCUUUGCCACAUGUUGAGCUUGGAGGAGGUGGCCCCCGUGCUCCAGGAGACGCUGCUUCAGGACAACCUGUUGGGCAGGGUGCAUUUUGACCAAUUUAAAGAAGCACUAAUACUUAUCUUGUCUAGAACUCUGUCAAAUGAAGAGCACUUUCAAGAACCAGACUGCUCACUAGAAGCUCAGCCCAAAUAUGUUAAAGGUGGGAAGCGUUAUGGACGAAGGUCUUUACCGGAGUUUCAAGAAUCUGUUGAAGAGUUUGCAGAGAUCGAGCCACUAGAUGAAGAAGCACGGCCCUCACACGCCCCAGCCAGUGACCGCGGUGAGCACUGGAAGACACAACGCAGUGAGGAGUAUGAAGCAGAAGGCCAGUUAAGAUUUUGGAACCCAGAUGACUUGAAUGCCUCACAGAGUGGGUCGUCCGCUCCCCAAGACUGGAUAGAAGAGAAACUGCAGGAGGUUUGUGAAGAUUUGGGAAUCACCCGUGAUGGUCACCUGAACCGAAAGAAGCUGGUCUCCAUCUGUGAACAGUAUGGGCUGCAGAAUAUUGAUGGAGAGAUACUUGAGGAAGUCUUCCAUAAUCUUGAUCCUGAUGGUACAAUGAGUGUGGAAGACUUUUUCUAUGGCUUGUUCAAAAAUGGAAAAUCCCUCACACCAUCUGCAUCUACGCCAUACAGACAGUUGAAAAGGCACCUCUCCAUGCAGUCCUUCGAUGAAAGUGGACGACGAACCACAACCCCAUCUGUGAUGACAAGUACCAUUGGCUUUCGGGUCUUCUCCUGCCUGGACGAUGGGAUGGGCUAUGCAUCGGUGGAGAAAAUCCUCGACUCCUGGCAAGAAGAGGGCAUUGAGAACAGCCAGGAGGUCCUGAAGGCCUUGGAUUUCAGUCUCGAUGGAAAUGUGAACCUGACAGAAUUGACACUGGCUCUUGAAAAUGAACUUUUGGGCACCAAAAGUGGUAUUCACCAGGCAGCGCUGGCCAGCUUUAAGGCUGAGAUCCGCCAUUUACUGGAGCGAGUUGAUCAAGUCGUCAGAGAAAAAGAGAAGCUACGGUCAGAUCUGGACAAGGCUGAGAAGCUCAAGUCUCUAAUGGCUUCGGAGGUGGAUGAUCACCAUGCAGCCAUAGAGCGGCGGAAUGAGUACAACCUCAGGAAACUGGACGAAGAGUACAAGGAACGGAUAGCAGCCCUAAAGAAUGAACUCCGAAAGGAGAGAGAACAGAUCUUGCAGCAGGUGGGCAAGCAGCGUUUGGAACUUGAGCAGGAAAUUGAAAAGGCAAAAACAGAAGAGAACUACAUCCGGGACCGCCUUGCCCUCUCUUUAAAGGAAAACAGUCGUCUAGAAAAUGAGCUUCUGGAAAAUGCAGAGAAGCUGGCCGAAUAUGAAAAUCUGACAAACAAACUUCAGCGAAAUUUGGAAAAUGUGUUAGCAGAAAAGUUUGGUGACCUUGAUCCCAGCAGUGCUGAAUUCUUUCUGCAAGAAGAGAGGCUGACACAGAUGAGAAAUGAGUAUGAGCAGCAGUGUAGGGUAUUACAAGACCAAGUGGAUGAACUCCAGUCGGAGCUGGAAGAAUUUCGUACACAAGGCAAAGUGUUGAGACUUCCCUUGAAGAACUCUCUGUCAGAAGAACUUGAUGUUAGCAGGGAUUGCGUUGAGCCUGACCAGGGGCUCGCUUCUGAAGAAUGCAAUCCAUUGAAUAUGAGCAUCGAGGCGGAGCUGGUCAUUGAACAGAUGAAAGAACAACAUCACAGGGACUUAUGUCACUUAAGACAGGAGCUUGAAGAUAAAGUGCACCAUUAUGAAAAGCAGCUAGAUGAAACCAAGGUCACCUGUGAAAAGGAGCAAGAGAACAUGAAGCAAAAGUAUGAGAAUGAAGUGCAUGUCUUGGAAAAACAAAUAAGUGACCUUAAAAAUGAAAUUGCAGAACUUCAGGGCCAGGCAGUGGUGCUCAAGGAGGCACAACGUACAACUAUCUGCAGACACGAGGAUGAGAAAAAGCAACUGCAAAGGAAGUGGGAUGAGGAAAAGACUCACCUGCAGGAGAAACUGAAGCUGGAAUAUGAGUUGAAACUCAAGGCUAGCCUGGAGCAGGCCGAGGAGAGCUUUAACCAAGAGAGAGAGGGACUCAUUCAAAAUGGCGCCUGGACAGAAGAGAAGGUGAGAGGCUUGACUCAGGAACUAGAGCAGUGUCACCAGGAGCAGCUGAAAAGCCUGAUGGAGAAGCACAGUCUGGAAAAAGAGGAGUUGCGAAAAGAGCUCUUGGAAAAACACCAAAGGGAACUUCAAGAGGGAAGGGAAAAAAUGGAAACUGAGUGUACUAGAAGAACCUCUCAGAUAGAAGCACAGUUUCAGGCUGAUUGUCAGAAAGUCACUGAGCGCUGUGAAAACACCCUGCGAAGCCUCGAGAGCCACUACCACCAAGAGCUGAAGCAGCUCCUGGAGCAGCAGCUUGAGGAAAGAUCCCAGUGGGAGUUUGAGAAGGAUGAGCUCACCCAGGAGUGCAUGGAAGCCCAGGAGCAGCUUAAGGAGACUCUGCAGAGAGAGAAAGCAACUUCUCUGGUCCUGGCCCAGGAGAGAGAGAUGCUGGAGAAAACAUACAAGGAACAUCUGAAUAGUAUGGUUGUUGAAAGGGAGCAGCUACUCAAAGACCUGGAAGAUCUAAGAAACGUGUCCAGAAGUCAACAAAGCCUACUCUCCGACCACAUACUUCAGCUGAAGGGCAGUCAUGAAAGGGAGGUGGAGGACUCCGAACAGGGCCUGUGCCAGGCAGGGGCCUCCGAGGAGCUGGCCAGCCAGCAGCUUGAGAAGCUAGAAAUGGAACGUGACCGGGAGAGGCAGGAAAUGCUGGCCAAACUUCAGGCCAUGGAGAGUGUCCACAAAGUGACCUGUGAGAAAGCGGAUCAGGAGAGGGCUGAGAUGAGCACAGAAAUCUCCUGGCUUCAGAACAAAAUUAAGGAAAUGCAGCAGGUGGUGGCUUCUCUCUCCAGGAGAGAGAGUGGCUGCCAGGCAGUGGCAGGGGAGGAGGCAGAAGGAAGUGGAGCCAUGUCCCUGGUUCAGCAAGGAGAGCAGUUGUUGGAAGAGAAUGGAGAUGUCCUCUUAAGCCUGCAGAGAGCUCAUGAGCGAGCUGUGAAAGAAAACGUGAAAAUGGCCACGGAAAUUUCAAGACUGCAACAGAAACUGCAAAAAUUAGAGCCAGGGUCGGUAAUGUCGUCUUGUCUAGAUGAGCCAGCUUCCGGAUUAUUUGGAAAUUCUGCAGAACAAACAGAGCCCUUUUUACUACAAAAUCAAAUGAAGCAAGCAGAAGGUGGAAGCACGCCAUGCGUCCUAAGUGACCUACAAGACGACGAGGCACGAGAUCUGGGAAGUACAGGGACGAGCUCUGCUCAGAGACAGGAGGUCAAAAUGGAGGCAUCUGAAGCAUCAAUAGAGAGUUUUUCCGAGCUCGAAAAUAGUGAAGAGACCAGGACUGAGAGCUGGGACCUGAAGAAUCAGAUUUGUCAGCUUCGGGAACAGCUAAUGAUCUUACGUGCAGAUUGCAGUCGAGCUUCUGAAAAGAAACAGGACCUACUCUUUGAUGUUUCUGUGCUGAAAAAGAAACUGAAGAUGCUUGAGAGGAUCCCUGAGGCCUCCCCCAAGUAUAAAUUGUUAUAUGAAGAUGCCAGCAGGGAGAAUGACUGUCUCCAGGAAGAGCUGCGGGUGAUGGAGAUGCGCUACGAUGAAGCACUAGAAAGUAACCAGGAGCUCACUUCCCAAGUGUUCAAACUGCAGGAUGAACUAAAGAAAGUGGAAGAGGUGACGGAAACAUUCCUCAGCCUGGAAAAGAGUUAUGAUGAGGUCAGAAGAGAAAAUGAGGAGCUGCACGUUCUGGUUUUGAGACUUCAAGGCAAGAUGGAGAAGCUUCGGGAAAGAGCAGUGCUACAGUGUGACUGCUUCUCCUUGUGGGAAGCCCACUUAGGGAAGCUGGAAGUCCAGCCUGAGGGAAAGGUGCUUGGACUACAGCAGACACUGGAUGAGCAUGUGCCAGAGGUGAUGAACGUACAUCAUCUUAUAGAAGAGCAGUACCUCGAGCAGGAGAACACACAGCUCCUGGAAAGAGUACAAGCAAGUGAAAUUGCCUGGCUACACAGAACAAUCCGAACCCAUGGAGAAAAGCCCAAGGUACAGAACCAGGUUAUACUGGAGGAAGACACUGCUCUCCUAGGCCUUCAAGACAGACAUCUUCCACAUGGGGCCACCAUCGCAGAGUUAGAACUGGAGAAAAAAAAGCUGCAAGAGCUGACUAGGAAGUUGAGGGAGAGGGUUGCUGCUUUAGUUAGGCAAAAAGAUGUUCCUUCUCAAGGAGAAAACGAGGAAGAACUGAAGGCAAUGAUGCAUGACUUGCAAAUCACGUGCAGUGAGAUGCAACAAAAAGUUGAACUUCUGAGAUAUGAAUCUGAGAAGCUUCAAGAAGAAAAUUCUAUUUUAAGAAAUGAAAUUACUACUUUAAAUGAAGAAGAUAGCAUUUCUAACCUGAAAUUAGGGAAAUUAAAUGGAUCUCAGGAAGAAAUGUGGCAAAAAAUAGAAACUGUAAAACAGGAAAAAGCGGCAGUUCAGAAGAUGGCUGAAAAUUUAAAGAAACAGAUUUCAGAAUUAAAAACCAAAAACCAACAGUUGGAUUUGGAAAAUAUAGAACUUAGCCAAAAGAACUCUCAAAAUGAGAAAGAACUGCAAGAACUUAAUGAACGUCUGGCAGAAAUGCUAUGCCAGAAGGAUGAAGAGCCAGGACACAGUACAUUUGAGGAAUGGAAACAAGAAAAGUCUAAUCUGAAAGAAGAACUGGAACAAUGCAAAGCGCAGUCCUCAGCUUUAGUGUCUUCUCUGGAGGCAGAGCUCUCUGAAGUUAAAAUACAGACUCAUAUGGUGGAACAGGAAAACCUCCUUCUCAAAGAUGAACUGGAGAAAAUGAAACAACUGCACAGAUGUCCUGAUCUCACUGACUUCCAGCAAAAACUUUCUAGUGUUCUAAGCUACAAUGAAAAACUGCUGAAAGAAAAGGAAGCUCUGAGUGAAGAAUUAAAAAGCUGUGUGGAUAAGUUGGCAAAAUCAAGUCUUUUAGAGCACAGAAUAGCUACUAUGAAGCAAGAACAGAAGUCUUGGGAACACCAGAGUGAAACUUUAAAGUCCCAACUAGUGGCUUCACAGGAAAAGGUCCAGAAUUUAGAAGACACCCUGCAGAAUGUAAACUUGCAAAUGUCGCUGAUUAAAUCUGACCUUCGAGUUACUCAGCAGGAAAAGGAGGCUUUAAAACAAGAAGUGGUGUCUUUAUAUAAGCAACUUCAGAAUGCUGAUGACAAGUUUACUCUUAAGAACUGGGCCCCAGAAAUAGUCAGCCAUCCAUCAGGAUUCCAUAACCAGCAGCAAAGGCUGACUUGGGACAAGAUGGAUCAUCUGGUAAAGGAGGAACAACAGCUGCUUUGGCAAGAGAAUGAGAAACUCCAUACCGUGGUACGGAACACCAAAGCAGAGCUCACGCACUCCCGGGAGAAGGUCCGUCAGUUGGAAUCCAGCCUUAUUCCUCCCAAGCAUCAGAAACAUCUAAACCCAUCAGCUACUAUGAAGCCCACAGAGCAAGAGAAGUUGAGCUUAAAGAGAGAGUGUGAACAGUUUCCAAAGGAACAGCCUCCUACUAAUAGGAAGGUCAGUCAGAUGAAUUCCCUUGAAAGAGAAUUAGAAACGAUUCAUUUGGAAAAUGAAGGCCUGAAAAAGAAACAAGUAAAACUGGAUGAGCAGCUAAUGGAGAUGCAGCACCUGAGGUCCACUGCGAUGCUUAGCCCGUCCCCUCACGCUUGGGAUCUCCAGCUGCGCCAGCAGCAAGCCUGUCCCACGGUGCCCAGGGAGCAGUUUCUGCAGCUUCAACAACAGCUGCUGCAGGCAGAGAGGAUAAACCAGUGCCUGCAGGAGGAACUUGAAAACAGGACCUCCGAAACCAACACCCCGCAGGGAAACCAGGAACAACUAGUGACUGUCAUGGAAGAACGAAUGAUGGAAGUUGAACAGAAGUUGAAACUGGUGAAGAGGCUUCUUCAGGAGAAAGUGAAUCAGCUCAAAGAACAACUCUGCAAGAACACUAAAGCAGAUGCAGUGGUGAAGGAUUUGUAUGUUGAAAAUGCCCAGUUGUUGAAAGCUCUGGAAAUGACUGAACAGCGACAAAAAACAGCAGAGAAGAAAAAUUACCUCCUGGAAGAGAAGAUUGCCAGCCUCAGUAAUAUAGUCAGGAAUCUGGCACCAGCACCACUGACGUCUAUACCUCCCUUGAGGUCAUAGCCAAGCCAAAGGAUACACUCAUAUUUGUGCACUUUACUGAAAUGGAUGGAACGUUUCAGUAGGUUCUCUCGACCAUUUUUUUUUAAACCUUUAAUGGUUUAAAGUCUAGCUCAACCUAAAGCUGCCAGGAACAGAACAGGAGUCUCCAUUCAUUGUAAUUAGUUUUUCUAAAGAGACUAAAUUAUUCCCAAGUGUUGAAUUUUUAAAAAAUAUUCUAAUAGCUACCAAAAAGGUAGAUAUAUGAACACAACGCAAGAAUCUUACAACCCCAGUUGUGAAUGAGUUUUGUAAAAAAAAAAAAAAAAAAAAAAAAAAAAUUCAUGUAUGAAUCUCUAAAUUCCACAUAUUUUGAGAUCUGAUUAUUCUUUUGAUCUUUAUUUAAAACCACAUGUAUGUCUUCUUACAUAUUCAAAUAUGGAAAAGUCAUUCUGUUUCUAAUAAUUUGGGUUAUUUGGUAACAGACCUCUGGGCUUAAUAACCACAGAAGUCAGAAAAGCCAGAGUCCAUAGUACUCUACCUUCUAACACCUAUGACAGUAUUACCACUCUUGAUGUAUUAUAGAUGUAAAACUGAUUUAUUCAACUGCACUGUUAACUAAUAUUAAAACUGUACUUUCUUUUAACAUAUUUUUCCUUAGAAGUUUCACUUUGAGAGCUUAUCUUCUAAAAAAAUGGAUAAAGCCACAUUCUUAAAGCAUUUGAACUAUAGAGAAAGCACUGAACAAAUCACUUUGGAUUUGGAGUAAACAGCUACUCUUAGGAGAGAGAUAAGCAAAUGAUGUGGGUUUCUCUCUCAAGUCUUGGAGUUCAUGAACUCACAUGCAAGGUUGCUCCAAGAACUCAGGGAACAAUACUUUGAAUGGUCUUCUUGAAACACUGUAGGGGCCUCUUUAAGAAUUUGAAAUGCAUAAACCAUGUGACCUUAUUUGUCUUAUAUUUAGAGCUAUAAUUUUUAUUUUCACAUUUUUAGUGAAUUUACUCUUCUGAAAAGCCUUGAUUUUAGAGUUAACCGAAUUUAUGGAAGAGUUGUUAUUUGCUUAUUUAACAUAGGCUAAAAUUUCCAUGCUUCCUAUUCUUCUAACACUUCAAAUCUGAUAAGAAUUUCUUUCUGCAAUAAGCACUGGCAUGCCUUCUGAGGUAAAAGAGUGUGAAAUAGGAUUUUCCAUUCAGUUCUCAAGACUGGAACUUUAUAGAGUAGCAGUCAACCUUUUGAGGAUGGGUAACUUUUAUUUUCCCCCAAGUCAAAUCUUUGCUUCUUAGCCUACUUCAGCCAGCCAGCCGUUGGUGGAAGACUUAUGUUUAGGAUACUAACAAAGCUCAUUAUAGUCACCUAUUUGUUUUUGUGAGACAGCAAUUAGGUAAGAAAAAUUCACUCUGAUGUAUUCCUAGAAGGCUAAGCCCAUCGAUUUACAAGACAGGUAACAGCAAAAUCAUACACUGCUUUAUGGGCAGGAACAAAAGAUUCAAGCAAACUGCCUAAAAAGUCAUGUGAUAUUAAAAAAUCUCAACAAAAUAAUUUGCAUCAAGCAACUUUAGGGGUCCUCAUGGCCUAACCAUCCAUUGGUCCCACCUGACAAGUUAGGGGCAACACAGAAGUGCUCACUACAAGAGCUCUGACAAGGCAUGGCCAUUUCUGGGACCAGAAUUCACACUCAUGAAGCAAAUCUUUUCAGGUCUGGACAGCUCUUAUUUUCAGAAAGCCCUGAUUUCCCCCUGGAAAAAUAAUUAACUUUAAUCCUUCCCCAUAAUUAUCCUUCAAAACAUUUAACAUCUGCUAUCAUGUCUUCACUAAUCUUUCUUCCCAGUGGAAACAUUACCAGUAAACGCAACUACUUGUAUGGCAUUGACUUUAAAAGAAUCUUUUUCACUUAAAACUGUGGAUAGACCUAAGUUACUAAGGUCAUAAAUAAACUAUGCAUCUGUGGUGUAUUCAUGUGAUAUGCUUCAAGUUACUCAAGGUUAUUGCUAUCAAAACUGAACACCAAACAUUAUUUCUCAAAUAACUGGCUUUAGCAUGUGAUCACAUGUUGUAUUUUUAAUUUUUUACAUUAUGAAAAGUAGGUUAAUUUCUCAUAAAUCUGUAUUUAUGUGUAUAUAAAAUACUGUAUAAUGAAUGUAAAUAUGAUUUUCUGGAAAGUUUUAGACUACAUUUAGAAUCCCUUUAUCCAAAAUCAAAAUGCUGCUCAAAUGAAAGCUAAUUGAAUCAACAUCUGGGUGCUUAAUUUCUUUGUUUACUGCACUUAUAAAAGGAAAAAAGAUCAACAUGAGAAAUAGUUACCUUAAAUUUAUACGUUUCUGCAGUUUAUUUUUGUAGCCUAGAGUGGGAAUUUAACUGGCAAUUUAUAAUAGCAUUUACAGCUUUCAAAAGAUCUUUUAAAAGAUUAAAUUUGAACUUAAAUGUUUAGGUUUUGCUUUCAGACUUUAUAAUAGCACUCUUUAAAAUCACAAGUUAUCUUUUACAGGCAUUUAGCUACUUGUUUAUUAAAAGCACUGGUUAGGGAUCCCUGGGUGGCGCAGCGGUUUGGCGCCUGCCUUUGGCCCAGGGCGCGAUCCUGGAGACCCGGGAUCGAAUCCCACGUCGGGCUCCCGGUGCAUGGAGCCUGCUUCUCCCUCUGCCUGUGUCUCUGCCUCUCUCUCUCUCUCUCUCUCUCUCUGUGACUAUCAUAAAUGAAUAAAAAUUAAAAAAAAAAAAGCACUGGUUAAACUUCCUUUGAAUUUCUUAAGAGUUUAAAUUAAUCUGAAAAGAUGGGAUAUUCAUUUCAAGGAAAGAGUCAAGUUUGCCUUUGUGAUAAUAUGUUACACUAAGACAAGGAAAAUGUGGAUAACAAAACCUACAUUGUUUUAUUUUGCUUCUUUCUGCUUUUUAGAAGCCUAAACUCUUAAGCUCAAAUUGUGAGGAGAGAAAAGUGUGUGUGUGGGGGGGGUAGAAUCAAUCACAGUAUUUUAUUUAUUUUUCUAAAACUCUUUAAAAACCUGGAUUUAAAACUAUUUUAAAUGUGAAUCCUUCCCAGAAGCUUCGAAUACAUUGCUUAUGCAUUUAAUCUUGAGCAUAUUUUACAUAAAUAGAUCACAGAAUCAUAAGCUUUCAAGAUAUAAAAGGAGCUCUUACAGGUCUAGUGUUUCAGUAAUAUAUCAAUACCCAGGUCAGUUAUUAAGAACAUUUUUUUAAAUAAUGAAUAAAAAGUCCACUUUAUGGUGGACUUUAACAUGUGGGAAUGAAUUUAUUUUUGUGAUUUUUUUUUUUUUUUCUGAGUGAAGGAAAAGAGAAUUGAUAGUAUUAAGUCUUGUUUUGAAUGGAUUACCUGUAAUGGUUCAUUGGAAUAAUAUCAAGGAAUGCCAAAAGCCAAGUCAAAGCUUAAUAACCAAAGCAUUCCAUAUUUAAAAUUUAUUUAUCAUAUUUGGACCUAUUUGAAUAUUUCAAAAUUUUAAAAUAGAAAACUUUUAUGGCAUAUGGAUAGCUGUUUAAUAAAAGUUAGCCUUUUAUUUCUCAGCUUUUUUGAAGGAUUUAAGUUAACUUUAUUCUUAUGGGAAGACAUUUUCACACCAUGAUUUAAAGGAACACUGGUUUUGUGAAAAACCCAGAGUUCAUCAAAAGCCAUCAAUAGGAUUCUUUUGAGAUAAAAAUAAUGUGUAUGUGUUGAUAUUGACUUUGUCUAUUUUAUCUUAGCCAUUCUAUCUUAAAGGUUUUAAUGUGAGCUUAAAAUGUAAAUAAAGAAUUUUGC
Messenger RNA from Canis lupus familiaris (dog), 10327 nucleotides. It is a transcript of the gene NIN, whose product is annotated as ninein. Lineage: Eukaryota; Metazoa; Chordata; Mammalia; Carnivora; Canidae. The record is from RefSeq and is a predicted model, not a curated record. Gene Ontology annotation, biological process: centrosome-templated microtubule nucleation; centrosome localization; microtubule anchoring at centrosome. Bases 205 to 6606 code for a protein of 2133 amino acids. Gene Ontology annotation, molecular function: calcium ion binding. Gene Ontology annotation, cellular component: pericentriolar material; ciliary transition fiber; centrosome. The transcript has 30 exons.